Pleuronectes platessa (European plaice) is the source of this 3321-nucleotide messenger RNA. It is a transcript of the gene tbl3, whose product is annotated as transducin beta like 3. Gene Ontology annotation, molecular function: U3 snoRNA binding; protein binding. NCBI's taxonomy places the organism in Eukaryota, Metazoa, Chordata, Actinopteri, Pleuronectiformes, Pleuronectidae. The transcript is spliced from 23 exons. Gene Ontology annotation, cellular component: small-subunit processome; 90S preribosome; nucleolus. Bases 142 to 2928 code for a protein of 928 amino acids. The record is from RefSeq and is a predicted model, not a curated record. Gene Ontology annotation, biological process: endonucleolytic cleavage to generate mature 5'-end of SSU-rRNA from (SSU-rRNA, 5.8S rRNA, LSU-rRNA); endonucleolytic cleavage in 5'-ETS of tricistronic rRNA transcript (SSU-rRNA, 5.8S rRNA, LSU-rRNA).
CAAUGUGAGCGACUCGGGCCAUCAACAUGCGGCAUGGAUAUGUUGACUUGAGCCAACGUGUGAAGUGAGAAAUAAUCAUUUCAUCAUCGCUGCGGAAAGUAUUUAGUUUGUUAUUGUGGCAUUUUCCUUUUCGCGAGCAAGAUGGCGAACAUCAACCUCCAGUUCAAGACAAAUUACGAUGUUUCCAGCAAGAUCGAACCGUUUUACAAAGGAGGGAAAGUGCAGAUCAGCAACGAUGAGCAACACAUCUUCUGCACGUGUGGCUCUCGUGUCAAUGUUUUGGAGAUCAGCACAGGAAAGAUUGUCCACAGUGUCGAGCAUGAUGAUCAAGAGGACAUCACAUCUUUUGCACUGAGCUGUGACGAUGAGCUGCUGGUAACAGCCAGCAGGGCUCUGCUGCUGAAGCAAUGGGACUGGAAACAAGCUCAGUGCACUCGUUCCUGGAGGGCCAUUCACACAGUGCCUGUAGCCAGUAUGACCUUUGACUCGACCUCCACGCUCCUCGCCACAGGUGGCUGUGACGGUACCAUUAAGCUUUGGGAUGUGUUGAAGCAGUACUGCACACACAACCUGAAAGGGUCAUCUGGAGUUGUGCACCUCGUCCAGUUCCAUCCAGACAUCAGCCGACUGCAGCUCUUCUCCUCGUCUCUGGACUGCGGCAUCCGGCUGUGGGACCUGAGCUCCAGUCAGUGUGUGUGUGUGCUGCAGAGCCAUUACAGCGCCGUCACCUCCCUCAGCUUCAGCGCUGACGGUGACACCAUGGUCAGUUCUGGUCGAGAUAAGAUCUGUACAGUGUGGGACCUUGAGACUCGGAAAGCCAAGAGGACUGUGCCUGUCUACGAGGCUGUGGAGGGCGUUGUGCUGCUGCCUGAGGAUAAAGAUUUCUCUGAGAUUGGAGUGAAGAGCAAUGACUUGCAUUUCAUCACAGCUGGAAGCAAAGGGGUGUUAAGAGUGUGGGAGGCCAGCACGGCACGCUGCAUCUACAGCCAGAAGCUCCUCUCCACCCUCAGCCCUGUGUCUGGGGAGGAGGAAGAGCAGGACGACAACCCUCGCAGUCUGACGUACCUGCUGCACCUGCCCGUCUCCUCUAGACUGGCCACAGUCACUGCAGAACACAACAUAGUGCUCUACCAGCUUCCCGCCCUCACCACACAGCAGCAGUUUGUGGGCUACAAUGAUGAAGUACUGGAUGUGAAAUUCCUGGGUAAAGACAGUCACAUCGUGGUGGCCACCAACAGCUGCCAGAUCAAGGUGUUUGAGCUGCUCACCAACAGCUGCCAGAUCCUCUACGGACACACAGACACUGUCCUGUCUCUGGAUGUGUUCAAAACCGGCUCUCUCUUUGCAAGCUGUGCAAAGGACAGGUCAGUGCGUGUGUGGCAGAUGGACGGGGAUAGUGGUCAGGUGAGAUGUGUGGCCCAGGGCUCCAGCCAUGCUAAUGCUGUGGGCUCCAUCACCUGCUCCAGGAUGAAAGCGUCUUUCGUGGUGUCUGGCAGUCAGGACUGCACCGUCAAGGUGUGGGAUCUGCCCGCAGACCUGCCCACGACAGAAGAAGACAUACACGAGCUGACCGCCCGAUGCACAGAGAAGGCGCAUGAUAAGGAUAUAAACAGUGUUGCAGUGUCGCCCAAUGACAAGCUGCUGGCCUCGGGCUCCCAGGACCGGACCGCCAAGCUGUGGUCGCUGGCAGACGUGGGGAGCCUGGGCCUGCUGGGGGUGUUUCGGGGCCAUCGCCGCGGCGUCUGGGCCGUUUGCUUCUCUCCCGUCGACCAGGUGCUGGCCACGUCCUCGGCUGACGGCACCACCAAGCUCUGGAGCCUGCAGGACUUCAGCUGCCUGAAGACAUUCGAGGGGCACGACGCAUCAGUUUUGAAAGUGAUUUUUGUGAGUCGUGGGACUCAGCUGCUCACCAGUGGCUCCGACGGUUUAGUAAAGCUGUGGACCAUCAAGACCAAUGAGUGUGUGAAGACGCUGGACGCCCACCAGGACAAAGUGUGGGGUCUCCACGCCACCCGCAAAGAUGACAAGAUGGUGACGGGGUCAGCUGAUUCUUUUAUCACCGUAUGGGUGGAUGUGACUGAAGUGGAGCUGGCAGAGGAGCAGGCAAAACAGGAAGAUCAGAUACUCAAGAAGCAGGAGUUGUCCAACCUGCUCCAUGAGAAGAAGUAUCUGAAGGCGCUGGGUCUGGCCAUCUCACUGGACCAUCCUCACACCGUGCUCACUGUCAUCAAAGCGAUCCGUCAGGGGGAGGAUGGACAGGAGAUGCUGGAAAAGACUCUACUGAAGCUGCGAGUGGAUCAGAAAGAGUCACUCCUGCGCUACUGUGUGGUGUGGAACACCAACGCCAGGAACUGCCAGGAUGCUCAGUCGGUCCUCCAGGUGCUCCUCACACACCUGCCACCCGAGGAGCUGCUGAAGUACCAGGGAGCCCGAACACACCUGGAGGGACUCAUUCCUUACACAGAGAGACACAUGCAGCGGAUUGGAAAGUUGCUGCAGGCGUCCAUGUUCCUGAACUACAUGUGGCAGAAGAUGAGAGUGGCCGGAGCACCGUCCAGCAUGGAUCAAGAUGAAGAAAUGGAUACCACUCCCCUUGAACAGACCCAACCUGUCUUCAUGAUUGACAAGGAGAAAGAAAAGGGCAGCGGCGACGAGAACCAGGAUGUCGGGAGUGACAGCGAUAGCGGACAAGAUGAAGAUCCAAAUUGCCCGGUUGAAGACGAGGAGGAGAAAGAUGAAGUCAGCGCCACCACAAAAGAUGGGAGAAUAGAAAUCAAAGAGAGCAAUGGAACGAAUGGCAAUCACCACUCUGACAGCGAGGAGAGUUCAGAGGAAGAAGACACGAAAGAAGAGGAGAAGGAUCAAAGUACAACGGUGAAGUGUCUCCCAGUUUCUUCUGCUCCUCAGGGCCAGGCUCUCGCCAGCUGACAGGGAUCACCGAGGAGCACGCGGUGGAAACUCUCCUGAAGAAAAACAGGAGAUCCUCGUAUCUUGGACCAUUAGCUGGAGCGACACACUGAAUGUGUGGCAGCGAAGGAAGAGACGUGUGUGGGACUUUGCUCUGAUUUCUGCAGACAUGAUGUACAGAAAAGAUGAGGAAGGAGUGAUGAAUGAAAGAAGGUUAAACAAUCAGACAGGGUUGAGCCAGAGUUCUCUUCACGCACAGCAAAUACCAGCGCCCAUUGUCUGGCUCUGCAAUGUUGCAAAGUCCGGAUCUACUGGCUCGACCACAACACAAAAGGCUCCUUAUAUCAAGAUUCUUUUUUUUAUGUAAUGACUAGAAAUGUUUAUGAAAUAAAAAUGCGUUUGUUGUCAUUUAAA